GUCCCCCCCCCCACAUCGGCCGUCGGCGGCGACGACGGCGACAACAGCCACACAAUUCGUUCCUCUCUCGUCGGGAAAAAAUGGGAAGUUGCAAGUAUUCGUGCAAAACAAGAUCUGAAACCCUAGAAUGGAUCACCGCCAUUGUUGAUUUCCUAGAACCUUUUUCUUUCCUGAUGAAUGCCCACGUCGUCAAUUUCUUCAAGGACAAGCUAUGGGAAGCUGUCGAUCAGGAAUGGAUAAGCCGCUUACGGAAGGAGAAGCCGGAGAAUCUUCUUCUUAUUCCUUCCGGUGUUGUCCAGGAUUACUGGCCUGCCUCACUUAGGGAGUUUGUUCAUUCCUUGAGGUCUCUUUCGUUUCCAAGGGAGCAAGUGGAUUUGCGAGCGGAAUUCCCAGACGUGCACAUGGCACCACUUAACAGUGUCCUCUCCCAGGGCAUGAAUUUAAAGAAGAAACACGAAGUCCAAGUUCUUUCAUCUGUUGUUAGCUCAGUUGUCAACAGUGUUGGAGCUCAUACUGUAGUUGAUGUUGGUGCUGGUCAGGGUUAUCUAGCUCAAGUUCUCUCUUUUCAGUACAAGCAUUUAGUGAUUGCUAUUGAUGCUUGUUCCCAUCAUGGGAAUGUGACAGAUGCUCGUGCCAUGCGGAUCAAAAAGCAUUUUGCUGCACAGAUGCGUAAAUCUGGCUCAGGAAACAAGUGCCCGAACGUACCUGUGACUGUUACAUGCCGUGUACUUUCCACAGAGGCGUUAAAAUCCUUGAAUGAUGUUCCGCGGAAUGAAGAAGUGGAUUUGAAUGUGACUGAAUUGGAUGGAAAUCAGAGGAGAUCACAAGAUUCAAACAGGUCGUGCUCACUUGUUCUUGCUGGUCUGCAUGCAUGCGGGGAUCUUUCUGUGACGAUGCUAAGGACCUUCGUGGAAUGCAAAGAAGUUAAGGCAGUUGUGAGCGUUGGCUGCUGUUACAACUUAAUUUCUGAAGAAAGGAUCGAGAAUUCCGGGUCACAAUGCGGUUUUCCAAUGAGCUCUUGCCUCAAAUCUUCGGGGUUCUCGCUCGGGAAAAAUUCCCGUGAUCUAGCUUGUCAAAGUGCUGAGAGAUGGAGCAGCUUAGGAGAAGAUGCCGGUCUCCAGAAUUUCGAGUUGCAUGCUUUUCGUGCAGCUUUCCAAAUGGUCCUAUCGAAAUAUUAUCCAGAGGUUAUGGCCACAAGUCCAUCGAUCGGGCGUCAAGGGAAGACAUUGCGUCGCCAACAACAAAGAAAAGUCCUCGAGUCACGGUCUAAGGCAGAUGGAGUUUCCUCUGCAACGAGAAAAGAUCCCGUCUCUGGAUCAUCUUUCGACAUUGAUGAGCCGUCGUGGACAGGGAGUUCCGCAAGGGAAACAAUCUCGGAUUCUGAUAGAUCUUCUUCUUCAUUCGAGAACUUUUGCAUGUCAGCGUUUUCUCGGCUAAAUCUUGAACGUCCUCGAGAUAUUGACCUGCAAGAGGUGUGGAAGGAAGCCGAGGCAUUCACGGAGCUUAUAGGGCCUUACUGGUCGAUCCGAGCUGCUUUAGGACCUGUUUUGGAGACACUGAUCUUGCUCGAUCGAUUAAUGUUUCUUCAAGAACAAGACGAUUCGAUCGAAGCAGUGAUGCUCCCCAUAUUUGAUCCAACCAUAUCACCCAGAAACGUAGCCAUCAUCGCCAAGAAAGCUACGCUCAAGACAAGAAGAGCUUUUACUACUUGUGGCUGAUUUCUUCUUGUCCUAACGAGACAAAGGUGUUCAGUUCAAUGUCAUUUGGAUUCAUAUAUUACAUGAAUUUUUUAAUUAGCUAUAAAAUACACAAAUUUGAAAA
This is a messenger RNA of Tarenaya hassleriana, 1821 nucleotides long. RefSeq names its product methyltransferase-like protein 25. Lineage: Eukaryota; Viridiplantae; Streptophyta; Magnoliopsida; Brassicales; Cleomaceae. The record is from RefSeq and is a predicted model, not a curated record. The coding region runs from base 81 to 1718 and encodes 545 amino acids. The transcript is spliced from 12 exons.